Molecule: messenger RNA, 1196 nt
Organism: Dimorphilus gyrociliatus
Lineage: Eukaryota; Metazoa; Annelida; Polychaeta; Dinophilidae
Source: the annotation of a GenBank genome assembly
GUAUUCAGAACAAUUUUCGAUUCAAUAACGGAAGUGAAAUUAAGUCUGGGUAUAUUUGUAAAUGAAAAGUGACGUCCCAUAAGGAACAUUAACCAUGAACAUUUCAUGUCCUAAUCCUUUUAACAAUGGACUACUAUAUUGUGGUUGGAACCAAGAUCAAGGCUGAACUGAAAACUCCCACCAAAUCAAAUGUGAACUAUACUUUUGUUAAAACAGGAUGCUUUGCCUGUGGAAUGGAGCAGGGGUUUCGAGUUUAUAACUCUGAUCCAUUGAAAGAAAAAGAACGUCAAGACUUUACUAAUGGGGGUAUAACCCACGUAGAAAUGCUUUUCCGCUGCAAUUAUCUGGCAUUAGUGGGUGGAAGUCACAAUGCAAAGUAUCCACCAAAUAAAGUUAUGGUUUGGGAUGAUCUGAAAAAGAAGCACGUUAUUGAACUUGAGUUUACAUCAAAUGUUCGAUCGGUCAAACUAAGAAGGGAUAGAAUAGUCGUCGUUCUUGAUUCAAUGAUUAAAGUUUACACCUUUACUCAAAAUCCUCAAUUAUUGCAUGUUUUUGAUACAUGCUCGAAUGUAAACGGUCUGUGUGUUCUAUGCCCUAGUAGCAGUAACUCUUAUUUGGCAUUUCCUUCUAAAAACUCUGGCCAUGUUCAAAUUGUUGAUUUGGCUAAUCCUGAAAAAGCACCUUUGGAUAUUGCAGCUCAUGAAACUGCUUUGGGAUGCAUUUCAAUGAAUUUAGAUGGAACUAGAAUGGCUACAGCUUCAGAAAAAGGAACCCUUAUUCGAAUAUUUGACACACAAAAUGGAUCCCAAAUUCAAGAAUUGCGGAGAGGUUCACAGACUGCCCACAUUUAUUGUAUAAACUUUAAUAUUGAGUCAACUCUUAUUUGUGUUUCUUCUGACCAUGGCACGGUGCAUGUUUUCGCUUUGGAAGAAAAAGAAAGAAAGAAUAGACAGUCUUCUCUAGCAUCAGCAGGAUUUCUCCCUAAAUAUUUCUCAUCGAAAUGGAGCUUUUGUAAAAUGCAAAUACCGGGAAAUACUCAAAGUAUUUGUGCCUUUGGUGCUAAAUCUAAUGAUAAUCAGUCUGUCAUAGUUCUUUGUGCAAAUGGAUGCUAUUAUAAAUAUCUUUUCAAUGCACGAGGGGAUAUUUCACGGGAAGUUUAUUCUCAGUUUCUCGAAAUGACAGACGAUAAAAUGUAA